AUGGAAUACAAACAGGACGAUCAAGAGUUCAUCAAUGAACUCUUGAGCCACAAUGGUGGUUUUGAUGGCUUGAACGAGGUGGGGCAAUCGCCCGCGGGCAAUCAGAAUGCGGCACCUCACAGCAUGCUCUCGUACUCUACGGGUGAGAGUGUCGACAAAAGUCAGCCAUAUUCGAACCUGACACCUGCCAGACAACAGGAACUGCUGCAGCAUUUCAACACAGGCCACUCGUCGGUGUCCCCUGGAACCAAAGAGGAUGGAUAUUUUAUCGACGAGUACCUAGCUCAAAACCAGCAACCAGGACGCGAGAUACUGAGUGAGCACCUUCUGUUUCAGGAGCCUCUCAACGACGACGUAAUGUCGAACUAUACGGAUGAACUGACCUCCUCGCUUGGGUCUAGUGUUCACACGAGCGAUUUUCUCUCGCCUUCGUCGUCCUUUAGCUACCACCCGCAACAACUCAACUCCGUAGACUCAUCGAGCUACACGCAGUACUUGUCGUCCAGUGUCAGGUCGCCCUCCACCAGUCUCAGAGGCGGGAACUAUCUGUCGUCGUCGCUGCGUGGGCAACACAACAUGAGGUACUCGUCGACAAGCAGCACAGCAGCAGGCACGCCGCAGGACAGCAGCUCUAACGCGCAGCUCACACACGAGGAGAAACUCCGCCGGCGCAGAGAGUUCCACAAUGCCGUCGAGAGAAGACGCCGUGAAUUGAUCAAGCAGAAAAUAAAAGAACUGAGCAAGCUAGUCCCUCCAAGUCUUCUGAACUAUAAUGACGAGGGUAAGGAGAUCAAGGUUAAUAAGGGCAUUAUUUUGAAUCGGUCCGUUGAUUACCUUGAGUAUUUGAAACAGGUCCUUGAGGCGCAAGAUCGCAAGAAGCAACUACUUUUAAAGAAAGUUAGGGAGCUCGAGAAUUAUAAACGAACAUUGACUAUGAACAACGCCAGUGUUCCUCAAAAGCACUCGAGACUUAACAUAGAGAACAGCAAUUCGCCAGAACAAAUAAUUGACACCAGAAUAAUGCCUCUCAUGGGCGAAAACUCGGCUACUCCGUCCACCUUUCACGACGAUUUACAGCAGUUUUUAUCAGGGGAGGCUAUUGAGGCCGAGGACAAUGCCAAACUGAUAUAUGGUGAGAAUGGAAACGGAACCAGUGCAGAUUAUUUGCUGGAUUUUGAUAAGUAA
Messenger RNA from Lachancea fermentati, 1185 nucleotides. NCBI's taxonomy places the organism in Eukaryota, Fungi, Ascomycota, Saccharomycetes, Saccharomycetales, Saccharomycetaceae. The record is from the annotation of a GenBank genome assembly.